Messenger RNA from Pseudopipra pipra, 4960 nucleotides. RefSeq names its product protein C, inactivator of coagulation factors Va and VIIIa (gene PROC). The record is from RefSeq and is a predicted model, not a curated record. The transcript has 9 exons. Gene Ontology annotation, biological process: negative regulation of blood coagulation; proteolysis; blood coagulation. Gene Ontology annotation, molecular function: calcium ion binding; serine-type endopeptidase activity. NCBI's taxonomy places the organism in Eukaryota, Metazoa, Chordata, Aves, Passeriformes, Pipridae. The coding region runs from base 1598 to 2896 and encodes 432 amino acids. Gene Ontology annotation, cellular component: extracellular region.
GCAUGCAAAACUGGGCAGAUCUUGAGGUACCCUAGAGUAUCUUUUCUUCAAUCCCCUGCACCAGGAGUCAUAAGAUCAUCUGAUAACCUAAGUACAGGCUUUUAAAAUACACAUUUCUGCACUACAGUGGCAGGAGAAAUGGGAAAACAGGAAAAUAAAGCCCUCAAAACACAAGGGCUGAUGAAGAAGUAAAUUCUUUCUGAGUAUCAGUAUAGGGGUUUAAAAAAAAAUAAGAAAUUUUUAGGAGACUGACACACAGGUUUGAAUCUUCUAGAUUGGCAGUUGAUGUACGUGUCCUAAAUUUCCAACCUAUACCAAGUCUUAGAGACAGAAGUGUAUUAAAACCCAUGCAACCUGUGUGGUAGCAAAUGGCAAAGUCAGCUACAUAUAUGAAUAAAAUAUAUGGUCCUACCUGUGUUUCCUGUAUUCAGGUGUGUUGCAUAAACUUUAAUUGCCACAAAAAUCUGUUGCCAUUAAUGUCAGUGGAAGUUUUCUUGUGGAAUGGCUGAAGUGAGGAUGAAGGACAUACCAGCAGAGCUGGCAGUGCACACACCUUCCCCAGCUGGGAUUUCGGGUGCCACAAUCUUUAUUUUAGCCCCCAGUGGUUGAACGGUGAACCCUUCGUUUAAAGAGAGCUUGUUUUCAAGAAAGUCCAUGGUCAAGUUUGUGAGGUGAAAAUGAAAAAAAAAAAAAAGUUUUAUAAGCACUCAGUGCUCUCCUGAACAGUGUCAGGGGAUGUGAGCUGAGAUCCCAGGGCGGUCGGGCCCACCUUUCACUGGACCCCAGUGACACUUUCCCUGACAAAGGACCCCUGAGGACUCCUGCCUGCACAGGUAAUUUGCAUGAAAAUGCCAUGUCCUCAAUAUUAGGAAGAAUUUCUUCACAGAAAGAGUGAUUAGACACUGGAAGGGGCUGCCCGGGGAGGUGGUGGAGUGGCUGGAUGUGACACUCAGUGCUCUGGUCUGGGUGACGAGGUGGUGAUUGGUCACAGGUUGGACUCAGAGGUCUUUUCCAACCUCAGUAGUUCCGUGACUGAGGGUUUUCUCUAAAUGUUUAAUAUUCAGAAUUCUGUAGAAUACUUUGUGCUGAUGAGAGCUAACCCAGUAUACCAAAAGAUGUGGCAUGCUGGUACAAGCUUCUGGUACCUGCUCGUGGCUGUCAGGGGGAUUAGUUCCCUUGGCUGUUUUGGGGGGGGGAAUCUUGGGUGAGAAAGUAAAGUGGGAGGACUCUUAAAAAUUGCAAUAUGUGUCUCUUUUGGAUGAUUGCGUGCUGUGAGAAGAUGGUAGGAUCUCUCAAGAGACCUUAGCACUGGGUGGUUAUGCUUACAAACUAAAUAUAACAAUUUCUGCUUGCCAGAGAAUCUAAAGAAAAAAAACCCCAGAUUUUCAAAAGGCAGAGUGGGUGCCUCAGCUAUUUCACUUUUCCCCUGUGUGCAGGUCGUUUGUCAAGCUCCCCCUGAGCACUGUUUGUUUAACUUCAUGUCACUCCAAAGAGUAAAUAUCUGAAGUUAUGGAUUAACUAAGUUCCAGCAGAGCUCAUGGCGGAAGAAUAGAUCACCCUGAUUCCCACUGAACAAAGCAGUGACUCCUGCUGCAGGAUGUGGAAGCACCUCGCCCUCGGGCUGCUGCUGGCUGCCUGCUCUGCUUGGGUCUGCGGCACCUCAAUAUUUUACAGCACUGAAGAUGCAAACCAGGUCCUGAGGAUCCAGAAGCGGGCGAACUCUUUCCUGGAGGAGCUCAAGCCGGGCUCUGUGGAGCGGGAGUGCAUUGAGGAGCGCUGUGACUUCGAGGAGGCCAGUGAGAUAUUUGAAACCAAGGAAUCCACACUCAAUUUUUGGAGCAAGUAUGUAGAUGGAGAUCAGUGUGCGCCACAGCCUUGUUCCAAUGGCAUCUGCAAGGACAAUAUUGGAAAAUUUUCCUGCAUCUGUAACAAAGGCUGGGAGGGGUUUUUCUGCAAUUAUGAGGUCAAGUACACCAACUGCUCCGUGGAUAACGGGGGAUGUGACCAUUUCUGUAGGGAUGACCCUGCCAACCAGGGCCGCUCGUGCAGCUGUGCAUCGGGGUAUCAGCUCAUGAACGACCACAUCACGUGCAAGCCUGUAGUGGAGUUCCCCUGUGGGAGAGUGAAGGUGGACGACACUGAAGCCAAAGCAAACCUCAAUAUUCGGCUCAUUGAGGGAACAGCUGCAAGAAGGGGAGACAGCCCUUGGCAGGUUAUGCUGCAAAGUACAAGUGGGAAGUUUCUGUGUGGGGGUGUUCUCAUCCAUCCAGCUUGGGUCCUAACAGCAGCACACUGCCUUGACACACCAACGGAGCUCAAAGUAAGACUUGGGAAAUUCCUUUUCCGCCGUCGUGCUGUCGACGAGCAAAUCAUUCGGGUGGAUAAACAGGUGAUCCACGAAAACUACACCAAGAAGACGCUGGACAACGACAUAGCCAUGCUGCACCUGGCCGAGCACGCCAUGUACUACAAGUACGCGCUCCCCAUCUGCCUCCCCGCCCGCAACCUGGCCGAGCAGGAGCUCACCAGGAGCGGGCAGCAGAUGGUGGUGACGGGCUGGGGCAGCACGAGCGACGUCAACGUCAGCUACCCCACCUCCCUGCACUACAUCGAGAUCCCCAUCGUGCCCCGCAACGAGUGCGCCCCCGCCAUGGCCUCUGCUGUCUCCGACAACAUGCUGUGUGCCGGGAGCCUGGGGGACAGGAGGGAUGCCUGCCUUGGGGACAGCGGGGGCCCCAUGUCCACCAAAUACAAGGAUACUUGGUUUUUGGUAGGACUGGUGAGCUGGGGCCACGGCUGUGGGAGAAGGGAGAAAUUUGGAGUCUACACCAAAGUUAGUCAGUACCUGGAGUGGAUCCAGCACCACAUAGAUGUGUCAGCUCCUUUGAAGGGUUGAUUCUGACCCCGAGAGUCUGGAAUGUUGUGCUGGUGACAAUAUGCAGUGUAAUGUCAGACCUUCAGUAUUAAAUAUUGAGUAUAUGUUAACCUCGUGUGCUGUUUUCCUUGGGACUUAUUUUUUUCUCUCCUUUUUUUUCUUGUUUACAUUGGUUUGUUGCAGGUUGUGUUGUUUAUCUGUGGCAUGGCCCUACUUAAGCCUUACAGGCAAGAAAAAAGAACCCUGUUAGCUGAGAUGCUGUACAGCACUGUAGAAAAUAAGGUGAUCCAUGGUCAGACAACUCCAUCUUUGAGGUGUAAAAUAUCUGAAUUGGUUGGGGUGGGGGGCAGGAGGGGACAGAGAAAACUGUUUUUGCAAGUCACCAUCGAGAUGCAGUUCUGUCAUUUCAGCUGUUCCCGCAGUAACUGUUUUGGUUUGCUCUGUAUUUGUAUAAUUUUUCUUGCAACACAGUGAAGUUUUUGUAACAUCAUUACUGCUUCCAGUCCCUUACAUCCUACUCCAGUGCUCACGUUGAUUCAGCAGGUGACUAGAACUUCUCUGUAUUUUCUAUUCUUUGCACACCUGAUGCCUGAUUUUACCCCCCCAAACUUCCUGAAAAGAGAAUGGGAACUGUAUAGUAUUAUUCAAAAAAAAAAAAAGAGAGGUUUAAUUCCAAGCUAUUGCAGGCUCUAUUUAUCCUGGGGUCUGUAACAGUCUUCUAAUUAGCAAGGUAAGCAAAUGCUUCUGUUUAUUGCUGUUCUGGUGACUGCAGUCAGCUGCAGGCUGUGUGAGCAUUGCUAAUGCUUACUGAUAAAUGGUGUGUGUUUGCAUCUCUGUCUGUGUGUGUAUAUGUCUGUGUGAGUAAAUGAUGCAGAGCACCAGUUCAUAGGAAGUAGCAAUACUCCAGGUGAAGUUUAAUAUCACAGUUUGUACUUGUUUCUAAUCUUAGCACUUGUUAAAUAGAAUUAAUCUUGUAGGAAAAAAAAAAAGCAGAACUCUUUCUGCUCUAGUGAUGUGAGUUUCCAGUGUGUGUUUCCAAUGUCUCGAGGGGUUUGGAUCAGUGAAGAACUUCAGUCUGCUCUUGUGAUGAGACUUAAACGAAAAAAACCUCAGGUACAAGGAAUUGUGUUAGUUUGUAAGAAAUUCAAUGUGGUGUCAGCAAAGAAGUUUAAUACCUUUUGUAUUUGUGGACUUGUUGACUCAGGAGCUGCCUUGGUGCUUGUUACCCAAGUGCUGAUGUUGAGUCAUUACUGAAGGAGCAGUCGGGGUAGGAGCUGUGCUCGCUGGCUCUGGCUCUCUUUUCUCCUCCCCCUUUUCCCUUGGGACAGGACUUAAGGAUGGAGGAACAUUAAAUUGAAUGCUUUGAACAGCACCCUUCUCAGCAGGCCUGCACCAGGAACAGGUAACCUGUAACCCUGAGUUGAAACAUGGUUGUGUUCAAAGAAGGGUAGGGGGUGGCAGUGCUGGUGCUGUGACAGGGCAACAUUUGCCUGCUGGUGACUGCAGUGAAUCCUCCUGCACACUCCCAGCUCUGCAAUAUUUCAGCACCUGUUUACAGAGUAGCUGGUGUGUUUUCCAGAUUAGUUGGCCUUGCCUACUGAAAGGUGACAGUGUCAGAAAUCUGCUCUUAAAAGUUCCACAUUUUCCUGAAGAAAUUUAUUGCAAAGCAGUGGCUUUUAGUAUUGGAAGAUUAUUUAAAAGACUAAAUUCUCUUUUUAAUGCACAUGUGUAUGUGUGUGGAAACACACACUUUUCUUCCAAUUUUGAAUUUCUGAUGUGUCUCAUAGAAUCCAGGUUCUCUCUCCUCUGUCAAUAUUUGUGACUUUAAUGAUCAACCUCUUGACCUCAUGGCUGUUCCUGGUGUACAGCCAAAUCUCUUUCCUGUCUUCCCCUAAAAAACAAAUAAAGAAAAACGUGAGUAUAAUUGCAUGGUUCUGUGUAAAUUGAACUCAUUCUGGAUCCUGUGGUUUUGAAAAAAUGCUGCAGGUAGCAGAGAGAAACAUGCUGUUGAAUCCUGGUAAAUCCUUUAGCCUGGGAAGGUAAUAAGAAGAAAUGCAAACUUGUGUGCUGUACCUGUGACUGCUG